AAGUGCUUGAAACAGACCAUGACUCGUUGGAUAUGCAUUGAAUGCCGAUGUUGUUGCGGUCGGCAGCUCGCAGAUCAUCGCCGUUCGCGGUUAUUGAAGAAAACCAACCAACUCUUCGCGUCCUUGGCGUUUGGCGUAAGCGCUAAGGGAGUGACAAGGCGGCGUCGUCCAACGAUGGCACUUAUCCCACAGCCAACAUCUUUGACGCAAGCAGUGCUGACGUGUGGUCACUAGAGCCCGUUGAAAUUCCGUGGUCAGCUUCCACCGUCCGGUUCACGCUGCAAAAAGACCGCAGGGGUGUGACCGCAGGGGUCUGACAGCAGCUGCUGUCAAGGCUUGUUGGCCUUGAUCUCUCAUGUUCUACAACGAGCAGUCCUAGUCGGAAGACCCCACUCUCUUCUAGAUAUAAAGGAAGCGCAAUCGCACCAUCUAUCAAUACUCUUUUCACCAAACGACACUCCUACACAUCAUUUGAGCAUUCACUUAUCACACCAUGAAGUUCUCCGUCCCCACUAUUGCAACUCUGGUCGCGGCGGCCUCAGCGAUUCCAUACACUCCUCCAACCGACCAGCCGGAUGGCGUCUACAGUGUCAGCUUCGAUGGAGCGGGGCAGCCCGUCACGCGACGCCUGGCCGAUCCUGACGUGACGGCUCCUGAGCUCCAGACCCGUGAUUUGCCGGGAGCUCCUGUCUGUACCGGUCGGGACAUCCCCCAAGAUGGGACCUACCGACAUGUCCAGGACUGUCUCGGCAACUGGCUCAACUCAUAUUCAGGCCAAUUUAAUACCUUGGACGUGGGGGGCGAUUCCCUAGGGCAAAUUUUAUACUGUCACUACGGUGAUUCCUUGUUGGCUCUUUGCACCUACAAUAGUGAUCCCUCCUUUUCAAAGGCAAAAGUAUACGGCAGCUACGACGAGAUCAACCAGUUCAACGUCCAGAUGGACAACACCUGUGGAGCAUGGAAGUCGGGUUAUAUCUUCAUCAAGGACUGGAACAAGACUUACUGGCGCACGACCUGGGGCGAGGAGGUCUGCGGCAAUAUCGGCGACGAAUACGCAAAGCAGGUCUACUAGAUGGCGCAACGCGUCGGCUGCCUCGCGCAGGCUCGACUGGGGAUCCUCGUCACUCGUGUGAGGGUCGUAGUACCAUUCGCGUCUGCUCCGACUGUACUUCGGAUUGACUAAGGCAUCGGCGAGCUGUAAGCUGAUGUGCUCGCUCAAGAUUGAUUGGAUUUCGAUUCGGGACACAAUUCCGAGUCUUGCUUGUAUGAAAGCUCCAUGUUCAUUAUCAAUGGUUGUUUGAACUGGGCGAUCCUUUGGUAGCGCAGAAUGGCGGAUUUGUCGAGAGCGCAAGACGCAUUCAUAGUCGAACCAAUAAGGGAUGUUGCCCCACUAGUUCCAAGCGU
This is a messenger RNA of Dissoconium aciculare CBS 342.82, 1404 nucleotides long. RefSeq lists its product as uncharacterized. The record is from RefSeq and is a predicted model, not a curated record. Bases 494 to 1072 code for a protein of 192 amino acids. NCBI's taxonomy places the organism in Eukaryota, Fungi, Ascomycota, Dothideomycetes, Mycosphaerellales, Dissoconiaceae. The transcript is spliced from 2 exons.